AUGGCGGGGACACGUCAGUUGUUGCCGCUGCGGAGUCCCUCCUCCUCCUCUCCCACCGCGGGCAGGCCCCGCUGGCGCAGGGGGCUGGGACGGGCCCGGCCCUGCCCGCGGGAGCGCAGGGACUCCCUGGCGGCGCUGGGGUUGGAGGAGGCGCGGAGCGGGGCCCGCGCCGCCGGAGCCGGAGCCUGCGGCGGCAGCGGCGGCCCCGCGGGAGGCGGGCAGGCGGGUCGCCAUGGCGACCGGCGGCCGGGGGGCGCCGGCAGCCGCGGCCUGUCCGCCCCGGGCAGCGGGGGGCGGGCGCUGGGUGCGCCUCGGGCCCGCAGCUCCGGCCGGGAGCCGCGGAGCGCAGCCCGGGGCGGGUUCCUGCUGCCGGCGCUCCGCUCCGGCGGCGCUGCCGCAGCGCAGCACCGGGCCGGACGCAGCGAGCCAGGCCAGCGCACCGGCGUCAGUGCCGGCGCUGCCCGUACCCUGGAACAAGUGGGGUCAAAGUUGCCAAGGCAGUUGAAGAAGGCAUCAGAACAGCUAUUCUGGGCCACAUCAAGGCAUGUACAACACCAUGUUCUGCACAAUCAUGUUUCAUCUUCCUGCACUCAACUCUGUCUGUCACAGCAAGGAGCUCAAGAAAGACAUGCUUUUAAAAUUAGAGAUACAGCAUGGUUUCUGCAAGGGAAAGCUAAACCCCACAAGUGUGAUCAACCUGUUGUGAAGAAGGUGGUGAUUAUGUUUAUCCCAAAAGCUCCUGAUGUCACUCCUGGGAACCAAGAUGCUGUUUCACAAGAGCUAACUGUGCUGAGGCUGGAAAGCACAAAAAUGGUGAUUCUACAAUGCUGUGUGGGCAGCUCUGAGAUACAUGUGGCGUUUACAGAGAAGAAGAAGGAAUGGAGACAGGAAAUACAGCUUGAUGCAAGCAAAUGCAAAUGUUGGUGGAAAGAAAACUUGUUUAUCUAUCACACCAGUUUUUCCAUGAGAUUUUGGAAUGAAAAACUCCCAGAAAUAGGGAGUUAAAUACAUACACACACACACACACACACACACACACACACACGUAUGUGUGUGUGUAUGUGUAUAUAAAUGUAAAAUCUCAGUGCUAAGAAUGGACAGCAGUAUAGGGGAUUCCAUCUCCCUAAAUGAACUCAAACCCAUGGAUGGAAAACAGUGCCACGGUCCCAGUGGAAGGUAUACAGGUGCUAGGCUCUGCCUUGCACACACCAGUGCAGGUAUCUGGGUGGAAGCUAACUCCAUGGCCUGGGCGACCCUUCAUCAUCAGUGGUGAGACAAUCAGACACUUUUCUCCACUUCAGCCUCAGUCUAAAACAUCUGAGUGAGAGCAACUCUGCUUUAGGUCCUUGGCCUGCAGUUUCAGGGGGGAUAAGCACCUAAAUGCCAGAGAGUCAUAGAAUCAUUUAGGUUGGAAAAGACAUGUAUGAACAAUAAGUCCAGCCAUUAACCCAGCACUGCCAAGCCCACCAAUACACCAUUUCCCCAAGUGCCAUACCUACAAUACCUUUUGAAUACCUCUAGGGUUGGUGACUCAACCACUUUCCUGGGCAUUGUGUUCUAAUGAUUGACAACCCUUUCCAUGAAGAAUUUUUUCCUAAUAGCCAAUCUAAACCUCCCCUGAUGUGACUUGAGGGCUUCUCCUCUUGUCCUGUCAAGAGGAUACCUGGGAGAAGAAGCUGACCCCCACUUGACUACACUCUUCUUUCAGGGGCUUGUAAAGAGCAAUAAGGUCACCCCUGACUCUCCAUUUCUCCAGGCUAAAUAAUCACAGCUCCCUCAGCUGCUCCUCAUAGCACUUGUGCUCCAGACCCUUCACCAACCUCACUGCCCUUCUCUGGACUCACUCCAGCACCUCAGUGUCCUUCUUGUAAUGAGGGGCCCAGAACCCAAAACAGGAUUUGAAGUGUGCCCUCACCAGUGCUGAGUACAAGGGCUCAAUCCCUGCCCUGAUCCUACUGGCCACACUAUUCCUGAUGCAGGCCAGGAUGCCACUGGCCUUCUAGACCACCUUUCUUGUUGCUAGAGGAGCAGAAAUAAGGAUGGCCGAAAGGGCCACGCUCAAUGAGGCUGCUCAGGAGGCUCCAGGGUGCUGGGCCAAGUGUCCCAGGACAUGAUAAGCCCCUCUGCAGGCAGGAGAUUUUGGCGGGAGUCCGUCCUGUCCACUGGAUCCCAUUCCCGAUGCAGCUCUCCCCAGGUGUCUGUGCCCCAGAUCCCAUUCCCGAUCCCAGCUCUCCCAGGUGUUUCUGCCCCAGAUCCCA
Molecule: messenger RNA, 2258 nt
Organism: Taeniopygia guttata (zebra finch)
Lineage: Eukaryota; Metazoa; Chordata; Aves; Passeriformes; Estrildidae
Source: RefSeq, a predicted model, not a curated record